Messenger RNA from Electrophorus electricus (electric eel), 735 nucleotides. Lineage: Eukaryota; Metazoa; Chordata; Actinopteri; Gymnotiformes; Gymnotidae. The record is from RefSeq and is a predicted model, not a curated record.
AUGGGUAGUGCAUUGUCCAUACCAAUCUGUGUUAAGGAUUAUGGCGUCUUGGAUUUGACAGCAUCUCAGAUAGAAAAGAAAAAGAAGACCAGAGUCAAGAAAUGCCAGUUCUUUACCCUGCUCUUCCGAGGACAUUCUGGCAAAGCUCUGUCACCCAAGACAAAGCGGUCCAUGAAGCUUGCCUCUGGCGAUGGCCUGGAUGGAGUUACUUCCGCCACUGCGAGUAAGCCUGAAAGGCUGGGCCAGGCCAGCACUGAAAGCAUGCCUAGACUGCUCAUGCAGUCCUCCACCAGCGAGCUGCUCACAUGCCUGGGUGCGUUCUUGUGCCGGCGUUGCUGCCUGCUGAAGGACCUGACUGCUGACGAGCCCGUGCAGUGGCUGCGCAUUGUGGACCGCUACGUGACACUGACAGAAUGGCAGGAGCAAAGCUUCCUCAUUCCAGGCACCGUGGUCUUUCUCUUCAUGCUGUGCCGUGACAUCAUUUCAGCUGAGGUGGCCACCAAGGAGGAGCUGCAGGCCGUGCUGCUCACAUGCUUGUAUGUGUCUUGCUCCUACAUGUGUGAGGAGAUCAGCUACCCAGCCAAAGCUUUCCUGGUGGAGGAAAACAAAGGGGCCUUCUGGGCCCGAUCCCUGGACAUUGCUAACCGCAUGAGUGGCAAGAUGCUGCAGAUUAACAAUGACCCGCAGUAUUUUUGGCAGGUCUUCACUGACCUGAAGAACAUGAUGCUUCAUUAA